GGCAGGUGGAAAGGGGGAGGGGUCUGGGGUGGUCCAGACAGUCGGUCCUUGUGUAGCUACCUCACACACUCUCAGCCUCAUGCGCAUCAUUUAAGGGGAGCCCUGCUGUCGCCUUUUUUUUUUCCUCUCACCGACCGGCUGCUUCACAAUAACACAACCGCUCCAGCGUUUCCACUUUGUUGUUGUUGUUGUUGUUUUUUUUUUUUUUUUACAUCCCUAUUUGUCUCUCUGCGUCCGAAGCCAACCGUUCAACUUAAACCGACUCGCAUCCACCGUUACAUGGGAAAAUACGGCUCCGCCAGGCGCAUUUAUUCUCUCCAACCCGAGAGGUGGAAAACGUUCGAGGACUGAAGGAAAAAAGCAGCAGUGAUUCGUGGACGUGCAGCGCACCAUGAGAAUACUACAACUACCAUCAAGGUAUAACGGAGUUAGUGCGAUUCCGCUCCAUCAUUUCACUGUUCCUUCGUCAUCAGAUUAAUGCAGGUUUUUUUUUAUUUUUAAGGUGAUUAUUUUUUUAAACACUUGCCGCUGGUGUAGGAUGCGAUCGUUUGCGCCGUGGUAUCUUAACGCAGCGUUCGGUGAGGAUGUCUGCAUCGCGGGAAUAUAUCUUGUCAGGAAGCCUAACCUGUCCCCGCUGCAGUAUAGUGGGCUUUUCUUUUUCUUUUCAUUCAAAAUGUGUAUGAGAAUAAAGCAUUGACGCUCUCUGUAAGCGUGAGUUGUCAGAGUUGCUGUCGGUAUUUAGUAUUUUAAAGCAAACCAUCAACCCCUUCAGUUCCUUCAACAGAGUGGGAGGAGAAUAGAUUUUGUAUCUGCUUUCACAAAACAAGUCUGGGAUUUUAAUUUUCCUCCUCAGAUGUUUUUUUUUUUAAGAGCUGCUUUGGAGUCAGAAGAGAUACCCCCUGAUGCAUCAUUUCUUUUUGGACCUUACAGGUCUCGUGCAUGGUCUUCUGAAGUGAUGAUGGUGAGCCUUUCAUUUUACUUACACCAUCAAAGCUCCCUGCAUCAAGGCAACCGGGAGGAGCUGGCAUGGACCGCUUUGUCUAAAUGAAGUGGUUCCGCCAUGCAAUGUUCCUGGAAGGCAGUGAUUCUACUGGCCUUGGCCUCCAUCGCCAUCCAGUACACGGCCAUCCGGACACUCACCUCCAAGCCUUUCCAGCUGUGCCCUUUGCCCAGCCGCCAGAACUGUGGUGUUGGGGGCCAGGAGACCGAACCCCCCUUUGAGCGGGGAGCAGCAGGCAGUGGAGGCUGUGAUGACUACCCUUACUUCUCCAUCAAUGCCACGCGUAAAACGCACAUCCUGGUGCUGGCCACCACCCGCAGCGGCUCCUCCUUUGUCGGCCAGCUACUGAACCAGCACCAGGAGGUGUUCUACCUGUUCGAGCCCCUUUAUCAUGUCCAGACCACGCUGAUCCCGCGUCUCUCGCACAGCCGCAAUGCUGCGGACCGCCGCGUGAUGCUGGGCGCCAGCCGGGACCUCCUGCGCAGCCUGUACGGUUGCGACCUUUAUUUCCUGGAGAGCUACAUCAAACCGACGCCCACGAACCACACCACGGAUAAACUGUUCCGUCGUGGCGCCAGCCGGGCGUUGUGCCAGCAGCCUGUGUGCGAUGCCUUCGGUACCGCUGAUGUGAAUGUUGAAGAAGGGGACUGCGUGAAGAAGUGCGCGGCCCUGAACAUGACCUUAGCGACGGAGGCAUGCCGCGAGAAGCGGCACGUGGCAAUCAAAAUUGUCCGGGUGCCCGAGAUCGGAGAUCUACGCGCUUUGGUGGAGGACCCGCGGUUGAAUAUCAAAGUGAUCCAACUGGUCAGAGACCCGCGUGGCAUCCUGUCAUCGCGGAUCGAGACGUUCAGGGAUACGUAUCGUCUGUGGCGUAUUUGGAGGGCCACGGGGCGACGGCCCUACAAUCUAGACCUGAGUCAGCUCACAGUUGUCUGUGAAGACUUUCUCAGUUCUGCUUCAACUGGUCUCAGCCAUCCCUAUUGGCUGAAAGGGAAAUACAUGUUGGUUCGCUAUGAGGAUUUGGCCAGGAAUCCGCUCCUCAAGACGAAGGAGAUCUAUGACUAUCUGGGGCUGCCUUUGGAUAAAAACGUGGAAGACUGGAUACAUGCAAACACUCGGGGCAGCAGUGAGCCCUCAGCCAAACACAAGUUUGGUACAGUGAGGGACUCGGCAGCUAAUGCCGAGAGUUGGCGCUUGAAACUGUCUUACGACAUGGUAGAAUACACACAGACUGUUUGUCAAAAAGUACUUCACCAGCUGGGAUACAAGGCUGUGAAAUCAGUAGAGGAACUGAAAAACAUGUCCCUCUCACUGGUGCAGGACAAAACUUUUGUACCCAUUUUGUAACAAAGAUAGUUCUCUAAUGACUAUUUUUGAUAUAUUUAUAAUUGUUGCCUUAUGAUUUCCUCAGUGUCGGUUUUUGGUUUCUCUACUUUUGUUUCUUGAAAUUUGCACUAAAGAUUUUGAAUGCACCGAGGGAACUGCGGAUGAUUCCUCCAUUGUUACAGAACAGCACACUUUAAACACAGAGUAAUCAAAAGAGCUAGUUUACAAAUGUCUCAUUAUUUCGUUUUUGUUCUUUCAUUAAUAGAACCUAUAUGAGGCACUGUCUUCAUGAAUUCUCCUGUAUGCAAGCUGUUGUCUAACAAAAGAACAUGGGAUGGGGGUAGUGGUGAGGCGGACAUGUUUCUUUUAAACCUGCGAUGGGAAAUUCGGACUGUACAAGCCCUACUGUGCAAUAAACAGUGAAUGUCGCAGUCAA
Molecule: messenger RNA, 2762 nt
Organism: Anarrhichthys ocellatus (wolf-eel)
Lineage: Eukaryota; Metazoa; Chordata; Actinopteri; Perciformes; Anarhichadidae
Gene: chst1
Product: carbohydrate (keratan sulfate Gal-6) sulfotransferase 1
Exons: 2
Coding region: 1061-2347 (428 amino acids)
Biological process (GO): keratan sulfate proteoglycan metabolic process; N-acetylglucosamine metabolic process; carbohydrate metabolic process
Cellular component (GO): Golgi membrane
Molecular function (GO): N-acetylglucosamine 6-O-sulfotransferase activity; keratan sulfotransferase activity
Source: RefSeq, a predicted model, not a curated record